CAACAGGGAGCUGAGUCGGCAGAGCUGCAUCAUGCCGUCGAGAGAUGACCGUCUUAGCGCGCGAGGGUCGCGACCUGCCUCGAGGUGCAUUAUGACCUCGUUGCACACGCGCGGUCUUGCCUUUUCUCUCCCGCUCGCUCUUCUCCCGAUCUUUGAAUCCUAUCUUCUGACUUGUGUUUCCGCCCAUCCUUCCACCAGUCUUGUCAACAAUGGCCCCUACACAGAACGGAGAGAAGGCCAACGGGGCCGAGAAGGUUACACCCAUUAGCCAUGCGAGCCCGUUAACCCCCAUCGACGUCGGCGAGAGGCUUGCCGGCAAGUCAAAGCCGAAGCCCAACGCGCCCAAGCUUAAGCCCACAAAGGCCGACAGCAAGGGUGUUGCCAAUGCCUUCGAACGCCAUAGCCAGGUGCUUCAGGCACGGGUCAAGCCAUUGCCUACCCAGGCCGGUGCGGGCACGUUUUACGAGACCGCAAGAUGGGGGAGACUCCGGGAUGACAUCAAGGCCCUGCGGUCUGCCGAUUUCAAAACCCUGAGGAAGAUGCUCAUGGCCAAGGUGAAGGGCGAGAAGCUGACAGACGACAAGACCAUGAUCAUGGAGCGCGUCAUCCAGAUGGUCUCAAAUCUACCCAGCAACUCGAAGCUGCGCACUGAACUGACCAACUCCUUCCUGGGUGAGCUCUGGUACUCGCUGGAGCACCCGCCAUCACUGUACCUUGGCGACAAGUACAAGUACCGCCAGGCUGAUGGGUCGUACAACAACAUUAUGUUCCCGCAACUCGGCGCUGCUGGGACGGCAUAUGCCCGGUCAAUUAACACGAACGUCCUGCGUAAGGGCGCCCUGCCCGAUCCCAACCUCGUCUACGACUCAGUCAUGAAGCGUAGCGAGUACAAGAAGCACCCGAACAACGUUUCGAGCGUUCUUUGGUACUGGGCUAGUAUCAUUAUCCACGAUCUCUUCUGGACGGACCACCGGGAUAUGAACAAGUCCAAGACUUCUUCGUACCUCGACCUGUCGCCACUUUAUGGCAGCAACCAGGAGAUGCAGGAUACCAUCCGGACGUUCAAGGACGGAAAGCUGAAGGCUGACUCCUUCGCUGACAAGCGCCUGCUGGGCAUGCCGCCUGGCGUUGGUGUGCUUCUGAUCAUGUUCAACCGUGUGCACAACUACACCUGCGACAACCUCAUCGCCAUCAACGAGGAUGGCAAGUUCACGCCGCCGUCGCCGAAGCUGGAGGGUGAGAAGGCUCUGGCUGCGUGGAAGAAGUACGACAACGACCUCUUCCAGACCGCUCGCCUGAUCACCUCUGGCCUGUACAUCAACAUCACCCUGUUGGAUUACGUGCGGAAUAUCGUCAACCUUAACCGCGUUGACACUACCUGGACGCUUGACCCCCGGCAAGACACUGGCAUCGAUGCGGGCACCGCCGAGGGCGCCGAGCGCGGGACAGGCAAUGUUGUAUCAGCUGAAUUCAAUCUCUGCUACCGGUGGCACAGCUGCAUCUCCGAGAAGGAUGACAAGUGGAUCGAGGAUUUCUACUAUGAUCUCUUCGGAAAGCCGGGCGACGAGGUGUCCGUUCCGGACCUCAUCAUGGGCUUCGGCAAGUUCGAGGCCAGGAUCCCUAACGACCCGGCUGAACGGCCGUUCAACAACUACAAGCGGGGCCCCAACGGAAAGUUCAGCGAUGACGACCUAGUCGAGUGCAUCACUUCCUCGGUGGAGGACUGUGCUGGAUCUUUUGGCGCGCGGAAUGUGCCUACUUCGAUGCGUGCCAUCGAGAUCCUGGGUAUCAUUCAGGGCCGGAAGUGGAACGUCUCGGGUCUGAACGAGUUCAGGAGGCACUUCGGUCUCAAGCCAUACGAGUCGUUCGAGGACAUCAACUCGGACCCUGGCGUCUCUGAUGCGCUCCGUCGCUUGUACGACCACCCUGACUUUGUCGAACUCUAUCCUGGCCUGGUCGCCGAGGAGCACAAGGCCCCGAUGGUGCCGGGCGUGGGAAUCGCGCCCACAUACACCAUCUCCCGCGUUGUUCUGUCCGAUGCCGUGUGCCUCGUGCGCGGUGAUCGCCACUACACCGUUGACUACAGCUCCCGCAACCUGACCAACUGGGGCUACAACGACGUGCAAUACGACCUGAACGUCAACCACGGCUGCGUUUUCUACAAGCUGUUUAUCCGGGCGUUCCCGAACCACUUCAAGCACAACUCGGUCUAUGCGCAUUACCCCAUGGUGGUGCCCUCGGAGAACGAGAAGAUCCUGAAGGACCUGAAGCGUGAUCAUCUCUUCGACUUCACGCGGCCUACUCGUAUCGCCCCCGACGUCGAGUGUGCCUCGUUCGAAGGAGCCCAGCGGGUGUUUGCCAACCCAGAGAAGUACACGCCCUCAUGGCAUGCCAAUCUCGAUGCUCUUGCUCCCAAGGGGAAGUCCAAGCUUUCCGGCGACUCGACGAUCCACGACCGUCACCGCCGUGAGGUCAACCAGCCGCUGGCCACAGCCGAUCUUGUGGCUAAGGUCAAGUCCUUUUACAGCACGGUUACAGAGCAGCUACUUGGGUACGAGAGCUACAACCUCGGUGGGCACAGAAUGGUCGACGUCGUGCGCGAUGUGGCCAACCUGGCGCCGACCCGCUUUGUCUCCGCCCUGUUUAGCCUUCCCCUGAAGUCCAAGAGCAACUUGAAGGGUAUCUACACCGAUCACGAGCUGUAUGCUGUGCUCGCCACCAUUGCGGAGGCUGUUUUCACCACCCCUGACCCUGUCAAGAAGUUCCCCUUGGUCGAGGCAGCCAAGACGGUCGCAGAGCAGCUCGCCUCCUCGAUCGAGCGCAAGGUCAAGAGCCCCAAGCCGGCCAAGAAUGACGCACUGAGCGCGUACGGCAUGGACCUAAUCAAGGGGCUGUCGAAGGCCGGGUUAAACACCCACGACAUCACCUGGGGUCACGUCCUCGCCACCUGCGCCGCCAUCGUGCCGUACCAGGCUAAGCUCUUUGCCGAGGCGGCCGAUUUCUACCUCUCCCCCAAGGGUGAGGCCCACCUGGAGGCCAUCCACUCCCUCGCCACCCAGCCGCCGUCGCAGCAGUCCGACGCCCUGCUGCUCGGGUACGCGCUGGAAGGCGUCCGCCUCUCGGGCUCGACGAAGCUCCACUUCGAGGCCACGGCCGCCGACUCCCUCCCCGCGGCGGACGGCAGCGAGGUCAAGAUCCAAGCCGGCGACCGCAUCACCGUCACCUCUGCCGCCGGCUCCGACACGGUCGACCCCUCGCGCCCGCGCGAGAGCUACGUGCACGUCGCGGCGCUGCCCAACACGUCCUUCCUGGGCGGCGCCGCGGGCGGGCGCGAGGUGAGCGAGGCCGCGCUGACCGAGAUGUUCCGCGCCUUGUUCAAGCGUGCCGGCCUGCGCCGCGCCGUCGGGCCCCAGGGCGAGCUCAAGCGCGUCGUGGGCGUGAGUGGUGUUGCGGGUGCUGUUGAGUACCUGCGUGAUGAUUGGGGUGCCAAGGGCCAGUGGCCUGUUACCAUGAAGGUGCGCUGGGAUGAGUGAAUCCCUGUGGUGGGGAGGCGGUGUGUGGCGUGGUGGGUGUAGCGUUGUUGGUUGUUGGUUGGUUGGUUGGGGUGGGGGCGGGUGUGCCUGGAUUGAGAUGAUGCGAGGAGGUUGAUACCAGUGUGAUUUUUCUUGUUUUUUUCUUUUCUGUUGCUGUGUGCUCGUGUUGGAUAGUCUAAUAUCUCUCGAAUUCACUAUCCUUACUCCCGACCUUACAAAGUGUCUUUCCGUCACGCAAUUGUUCUACACGCAAUUCGGUUGUUUGGCGUCCGCGCAUCAACCGCCCCCAUGAAACAAGCAUGGC
Messenger RNA from Chaetomium fimeti, 3837 nucleotides. Its product is annotated as heme peroxidase. The record is from RefSeq and is a predicted model, not a curated record. Gene Ontology annotation, biological process: response to oxidative stress. The coding region runs from base 210 to 3533 and encodes 1107 amino acids. The transcript has 7 exons. Gene Ontology annotation, molecular function: oxidoreductase activity, acting on paired donors, with incorporation or reduction of molecular oxygen; heme binding; monooxygenase activity. Lineage: Eukaryota; Fungi; Ascomycota; Sordariomycetes; Sordariales; Chaetomiaceae.